Messenger RNA from Oryzias melastigma (Indian medaka), 2928 nucleotides. RefSeq names its product BTB/POZ domain-containing protein 1. NCBI's taxonomy places the organism in Eukaryota, Metazoa, Chordata, Actinopteri, Beloniformes, Adrianichthyidae. The record is from RefSeq and is a predicted model, not a curated record. Gene Ontology annotation, biological process: neurogenesis. Gene Ontology annotation, cellular component: cytosol; P-body. The coding region runs from base 274 to 1731 and encodes 485 amino acids. The transcript has 8 exons. Gene Ontology annotation, molecular function: protein binding.
AUCUUGUGAAACUAAUGAUAGCUACAAAUUGCUAAUAAAAUAAAAUGAAAUAAAAUAAAAUAAAAUAACGGGAGGUACAAAGGAGGGUUUUCUAGAGGAAGUACGUCUACGUCAUUUCCGGGGCUAACAAGCUGUUUACUCUGGUCUGUGGGUUUAAGGCCUACGUGGGGAUGGAUACUACGUAAAUAAACGACGUAUUUUUCUUUUUGGAGACCGCGUUGACUACGUUUAACGCGGUGUUGUCCUUGAAACGGAAUCAAGUCGUGUGUUAUCAUGGCGACUGGGAGCGGAGGCGGUAAGCCGUCAAAUCAUGACGGCCAGGAAGCUGCGUCCAACUCUUUUCAGUGUGCAGCCGCGCUGUCCUCCAACAUGCCAGCCUCUGCUCCUGUCCCGUCUUCCCCACCGCCGGUCCCCGGCCUCCACCGAGGACCGAUGUACAACUGGCAGGCGACGAAGAGUUCCCUGAAGGAGCGCUUCGCCUUCCUCUUUAACAACGAGCUGCUCAGCGACGUCAGGUUCAUAGUGGGCAAAGGCAGGCAGGCCCAGCGGAUACCGGCCCAUAAGUUCGUCCUGGCCGCCGGCAGUGCCGUCUUUGACGCUAUGUUCAACGGCGGGAUGGCCACGACCUCAGCGGAAAUCGAACUCCCCGACGUGGAGCCGGCAGCUUUUCUCGCCCUGCUCAGAUUCCUGUAUUCUGAUGAGAUCCACAUCGGUCCAGAAACUGUGAUGACAACCCUAUAUACUGCAAAGAAGUAUGCUGUCCCUGCGUUGGAGGGUCACUGUGUGGAGUUCCUCACCAAACAUCUCAGAGCUGACAACGCUUUCAUGCUUCUGACUCAGGCAAGGUUGUUUGAUGAGCCUCAACUGGCCAGUCUCUGCUUGGACACCAUAGACAAAAGCACUGGUGAUGCAAUUAAUGCGGAGGGCUUUACAGAUAUUGAUCUGGACACCUUAUGUGCAGUGUUAGAGAGAGACACUCUGAGCAUCAGGGAGAACCGUCUGUUUGAGGCUGUGGUGCGCUGGGCAGAGGCUGAGUGUUACAGGCAGCAGCUUCCCCUGACAUCAGAGAACAAGCACAGGGUUCUGGGGAAAGCCCUCCCUCUCAUCCGCUUCCCACUCAUGACUGUUGAAGAGUUUGCUGCUGGGCCUGCCCAGUCUGGAAUAUUGUUCGAUCGGGAGGUGGUAAAUCUGUUUUUACACUUUACAGUAAACCCCAAACCGCGGGUCGACUACAUUGACAGGCCUCGCUGCUGCCUCAGGGGGGAAGAGUGCAGCAUUAAUAGGUUCCAGCAGGUUGAGAGUCGAUGGGGGUACAGUGGCACCAGUGACAGAAUCAGAUUCAAUGUAAACAGAAGAAUCUCUAUAGUUGGUUUUGGCUUAUACGGUUCUAUACAUGGACCCACUGACUAUCAGGUCAACAUACAGAUCUUAGAGAGCGACAAACGCAUAACUCUGGGACAGAACGACACAGGCUUCAGCUGUGACGGCACAGCAAACACCUUCCGGGUGAUGUUUAAAGAGCCGGUGGAAAUCCUUCCCAGUGUCAGCUACACUGCAUGUGCGACCUUAAAGGGUCCAGACUCGCAUUAUGGCACUAAAGGGUUGAAGAAAGUUACUCAGGAGUCCGCUACAGGGGCCAAGACGACAUUUUUCUUUUUUAGCUCACCUGGAAAUAACAACGGUACGUCUGUGGAGGACGGGCAGAUACCAGAGAUCAUUUACUACACAUGAACCCUAGUGGUCUGCCUGAGAUGGAUGGACACUGUGCCUCAGAAUCCUCUAGAAUUUGUAUAUUUAAAUGUGUGUAUAUUUGAUGUAACAAAAAACACCCACAGGUGUACAUACAUCAUCUGGAAUGUAGAAGGGCUUGUGGGAAAAUCUCAGCUUUAGGGGCACGACAGUUACUUUUAUUUGUGAGUUACCUGAAAAAUGUGUUAUUUCAAAGUGUCCCACAGCGGUCCACGCUGCCCAGAUUAUCCUACAUGUACAGAUACAACCUGUCGUUUUGUCCGUUUGAGCUGCUACCUUUAAGUAUAUUUUAUUGUGAACUGUGAUCAUUUAUUUUGCAGUUUUCUUCAAUUGUUUUGUGUGUAAAACAUUCAUGACUGUUGUGAGAUUAAAAUAACACAAAAUGCAAAACAGUCAUUUAAAUGUAUAUGAAAGACUGUUGCUUCAAUUUUGUGAUUUGGGCUUUUUUGUCAGAAAAAUUAUUUGAAGGAAAAAAGGAAAAGUUCUGCAAUUCCUCAUUCGGCCACUAGAUGGUGGUAGAUACUUCUGUGCAAACGGUCAGAUUAAACACAGGGGAAAGAAAUGAAGGAUGUUAAAAAACAGCUGGAUGUUUUGGGGGAUUUCUGAUCAUAUUUUUUAGUGAUAAAAGACGAGUCAAAUGAGAACAGAAAACGAAACCUUUACAAAAGAUGAGGUUCUGCAGAAAAAAAAUAUUUGACAGUAAUUUCCCUGUAAAUCAUGUCUAGCUUCUUUUUUUAAAGUUAAAAGUAUGACUGAUUUCCUGAGACCUGCAUGUUAAAGAUGAAAUACCCUCAAGCUACAUAAGCUGCUCAUCAUAUAAGGCAGGUAAUGCAAACCAGGCCUUUUCAGACAGCUGUGAGUGGGCUUUGAUAGAGUGAUCCGUGAAGGCUGUCAGGUGAGUCACCAGGACCUGAAAGCUUCUCCCGCUGACUGCCCACUUAGCUUUUUUAAAUAGAAACAAGAGAAUCAAGUUGACGCUGGGUUUUUAUCCGCCCACUGUAAAAACGCUGCAAAACUUAUUGUCACCAAAUGUUUCAAGUUCUGAAUCACAACAAUGGUUUUUAUUGUGUAUUUAGUGGACACAGAAGGAGGAAAACAAACCACCAAUGUGGAGCUUGUGCAGAAAAACCCGUGGAUUGGUCCUUUAAGUUGCUGAAUUAUAAACACUGAUUUGCAUGA